GCGUCAAAGAAGGAGCGUGGCAAGGGUAACUGUUGUUAAGAAAGAAGAUAUGUAUGACAUUGAACACACUCAUGUACACACUCAUCUCAAGAGAGUGCCCAGUAUGUGUUUGAUUUUGUGUUUCAGUGAGAGAACCUCUUCAGUUUUCAGCUUUUCACAUUCCUUUGCCUUUUCUUUCCCGUUGUUUUCAGCUUUUUCUUCCAUUUAAAAGGUUAAGUUUAUUAUCUACACACUCUCCUUCCAUCAAGUUUUCUUCUCCAGAUUUUAGGCAUUGAGUUCAGAACAAUUUCACUUUCUCUUUCAGCUUGAUUGUCUUCUACUUCCUCUGUUUUGAGGAUCUUUGUUGGUGGGAUUUUCAGCUGUGACAGCAUGGUUUGAUAGCUAGGUUCAAGGUUUAGGAGUGAGGUGUAGUUUAAGGUUAAGGUGGGAAACAAUGGGUGAGAAGAGAUCUGCUUCAAAGUACAAGAGAGUGAAGAUCCAUGAACUAGUUCUUUUGGGAUUUGUUUUGAUCUGCACUGUUCAAUUUUCAUUUGCUGACACUAAUCCUAGUGAUGUUGCUGCAAUCAAUGGUCUAUAUACUGCAUUGGGAAGCCCUCCUCUUCCUGGGUGGGUUUCGAGUGGCGGAGACCCUUGUGCACAAGGGUGGCAGGGUGUUCAAUGUAAUGGCUCAGUCAUACAAGAAAUAAUUUUGAAUGGUGCAAAUUUGGGAGGAGAACUGGGUGAAAGCUUGGGAUCCUUUGUUUCUAUCAGAGCAAUAGUUCUAAAUAACAACCAGAUUGGGGGAAGUAUUCCGUCCAGUUUGCCAGUCACCUUGCAAAACCUUUUUCUUUCAGACAACCAGCUUACCGGAAGUAUUCCUCCGUCAUUAUCCUCAUUGCCUGAACUGACUGACAUGUCUCUCAAUGACAAUCUUUUAACAGGAGAAAUACCAGAUUCUUUUCAGUCACUUCAGAAAUUGAUCAAUCUAGAUUUAUCCAAUAAUAAUCUGAGUGGGGAGUUGCCCCCAACUAUGGAGAAUUUAUCAGCUCUGACCUCUGUACAUUUACAGAACAACAAACUGUCCGGGACCCUGGACGUUUUACAAGACCUUCCACUGAAAGAUUUGUAUAGUAGUUACAACCAGUUUGCCGGACCAAUACCUCAAAAGCUAUUAAGCAUCCCUAACUUCAGAAAUGAUGGAAAUCUGUUUAAUACUACUUUAGCUCCGUCUCUUCCACCUCGUUCUCCGGGGACACCAUCACCAUCAGGAACUGUGGUUUCUGGGGUGCCAUCUUCUUCUGGACGCAUACCAACUAAACAGGCUGAUGGACCAACUGCAGCAAAGGAAUCAAAUUCAGGGAAGUCAAAAGGGAGAACCAAAAGGGUUGUUUGGAUAACCAUUGCUAGUAUACUAGGAGCUGUUAUUGUGGCACUUGCACUCCUUCUAUUUGUUCCACACUGUAGAAGAAGGGAACAAGUUGACAGAACUUCCAAGAGACUUGAUAUUGGUGCUUUUGGAGGUGAAGCCCAGAAUCCUAGAAACUAUGAAGCCAUGGUUCAACCACCUAGUCAAGCUGAGAAAUUACCAAAAGGAGCUGCUGUGAAGCCUAAAGACAAGCACAAUGCAGAUACCAGGAGAAUGGCUACUACUCCAAGGCCACAAGAUGAUCAAGAUGUGCAAAAAAUGCAACCAUUACCCAAGCUUUUGGUUGAUCAUGAGAUUGAUAUGAGUGGAAUAGAUUCAUUUUCAAUGCCUUCUCCACCCCUACCCCCACCAUCUCCGCCACCGGUUGCUGAGAGGGUGAUUGUUGAGCCAGCUAAAUUCCAUGCAGAGGCUAACACCAAUACUUCCAACAAACGUCCGGUUCUUCCCACUUUUGCGAAAUCUUUCACCAUUGCAUCACUUCAACAGUAUACAAAUAGCUUUUCUCAAGAGAAUCUUAUAGGGCUGGGCAUGCUAGGAAGUGUGUAUAGGGCAGAGCUUCCUAAUGGAAAGAUACUUGCUGUCAAGAAACUAGAGAAGAGAGUUUCUGAUCACCAGAAGGACGAUGAGUUUCUUGAAUUGGUAAAUGGUAUUGACAAAAUACGGCAUGCAAAUAUUGUUGAACUCAUUGGAUACUGUGCAGAGCAUGGCCAAAGGCUUCUGAUUUAUGAAUACUGCAGUAACGGAUCACUCCAGGAUGCAAUCCAUUCGGAUGAUGAAUUUGGAACAAGAUUGUCAUGGAAUACUCGUAUUCGGAUAGCACUCGGAGCUGCUAGAGCCUUAGAGUAUUUGCAUGAGCAAUGUCAGCCACCAAUUGUGCACAGAAAUUUCAAGUCUGCUAACAUUCUCCUUGAUGAUGAUCUAUCUGUCCGCGUCUCUGAAUGUGGUUUGGCUCCAUUGAUAACUUCGGGUUCUGUAAGUCAGCUCUCAGGACAACUGCUAACAGCCUAUGGCUACGGGGCUCCAGAAUUUGAGUCCGGAAUUUACACCUACCAAAGUGAUGUUUACAGCUUUGGAGUGGUUAUGUUAGAACUUUUGACUGGCCGAAAGUCCUAUGACAGGUCGCGCCCUCGAGGGGAGCAGUUUCUGGUAAGAUGGGCUAUUCCUCAACUUCAUGAUAUUGAUGCAUUAUCUAGGAUGGUUGAUCCUUCUCUAAACAGAGAAUACCCUGCGAAAUCAUUGUCGAAUUUCGCAGACAUUAUCUCUCGAUGUGUUCAGUCAGAGCCAGAAUUCAGGCCAGCAAUGUCAGAGGUUGUCCUGUACUUGCUAAACAUGAUAAGGAGGGAAUCUCAGCAAUCCGAAUCAAGCGAAAAAUGAGAAUGACAGUGAUGUUUGAUCAUGAAUGGAUGUGCAAACUGCAAAGUUAUCAACUAGUAAGAGAUAUUCAUGUCAUCCAAACAGGGCCUCAUUACUUGCUCUCCUACUUGCCCAUCCAACAGCAUUCACAUGCCAAGUUCUUCCAAGGAGCUUUUUCCAAAUGGCUUAAGAGACUUAUUGCUCCCCUUGUAUUAUUGGUGUAGUUAUAUUCAUAGUAUAAAAUAUCUGAUAAGUUUUAUGGUUCAUUUAAACCAUGCCAUGUUUUUUAGUUCAUGUUGCAGUGCCCUUCUAGUUAGGCCAAUUGUUUGAAGAUUGCUUCCAUAUUCUUGAUGGUGAAAUGUAAUUAUUUGCUUUCUAAGAAUAGAUUUUCACAUCAAAGCAAAUAUUUUGCUGAACGUUUAUAUUAUUAAUUUAUAAUUUCCUUUUGUAGACAA
Arachis duranensis is the source of this 3213-nucleotide messenger RNA. Its product is annotated as protein STRUBBELIG-RECEPTOR FAMILY 3. Gene Ontology annotation, biological process: protein phosphorylation. The transcript is spliced from 18 exons. The record is from RefSeq and is a predicted model, not a curated record. Gene Ontology annotation, molecular function: receptor serine/threonine kinase binding; protein kinase activity; ATP binding. Bases 434 to 2779 code for a protein of 781 amino acids. NCBI's taxonomy places the organism in Eukaryota, Viridiplantae, Streptophyta, Magnoliopsida, Fabales, Fabaceae.